ACGCCGAGGGGUCCUUCAUGAAACGCGUCUCCCUCCAUGUGAGUUUAUCAACACCACGAUGGCAGCAUUCAUCUGAACGAAAGUUUCGACUUCGGGGAUUUAUAGGAAGCGUGUUAGCAGUAAGAGUACAACAAUGGCAACUGUCCGCAAGAAGGUUGACAACCGCAUUCGGGUCCAAAUCGAGAAUGGAGUCGCCCUGCAGCAUCGCACCAUGUUUGUCGUGGUGGGAGAUCGUGGAAGAGACCAGGUGGUGAUUCUGCAUCACAUGCUGUCCAAAGCAAGCGUCCGAGCGCGACCUUCUGUUCUGUGGUGCUACAAAAAAGAACUUGGCUUCAGCAGCAAUCGCAAGAAACGUAUGAAGCAUCUUCAGAAGAAAAUAAAAACAGGCACAUUGAAUCUGAAUCAAGAUGACCCGUUUGAGCUUUUCGUCGCUGCCACUAACAUUCGCUACUGUUACUACAAUGAAACCCACAAGAUACUGGGAAACACUUUUGGCAUGUGUGUUCUACAGGAUUUCGAAGCCCUCACUCCCAACCUCUUAGCCAGAACUGUUGAGACAGUUGAAGGCGGCGGUAUAGUAGUCAUACUGUUACGGACAGUGAACUCCCUCAAGCAGCUGUACACAAUGACUAUGGACGUGCAUGCUCGGUACAGAACGGAGGCUCAUCAAGAUGUGGUUGGAAGAUUCAAUGAGAGGUUCAUCCUGUCCCUUGCCUCCUGCAAAAACUGCGUUGUCAUCGACGACCACCUCAACAUCCUGCCCAUCUCCAGCCACAUGGCCAACAUCAAGCCUAUUCCGCCCAAGACGCAGGAGGAUGGUUUGUCUCCAAAGGAACAGGAGUUGAAGGACCUCAAGGAGACUCUCCAGGACACUCAGCCAGUGGGUGUGUUGGUGGAUAACUGCAGGACCAUGGACCAGGCCAAAGCCGUGCUGAAGUUCAUCGAAGCCAUCUCGGAGAAGACCCUGAGGAGCACCGUGGCUCUGACGGCUGCUCGAGGCCGAGGCAAAUCUGCCGCGCUGGGGGUGGCUGUCGCCGGAGCUGUGGCUUUUGGCUACUCCAACAUUUUUGUAACCUCCCCGAGCCCGGACAAUCUCCAUACCAUGUUUGAGUUCAUCUUUAAAGGCUUUGACGCACUUCAGUAUCAGGAACAUCUGGAUUAUGAGAUCAUCCAGUCGCUGAAUCCCGAGUUCAACAAAGCGGUCGUGAGGGUGAACGUCUUUAAAGAGCACAGGCAGACCAUUCAGUACAUCCAUCCGGGCGAUGCUGUCAAACUGGGCCAGGCUGAACUUUUGGUGAUUGAUGAGGCUGCAGCCAUCCCGUUACCGCUAGUCAAGAAACUGCUGGGACCUUAUCUGGUUUUCAUGGCCUCCACCAUCAACGGCUACGAAGGCACCGGUCGCUCUCUCUCCCUCAAACUGAUCCAACAAUUGAGGGAGCAGAGCGCAAACAGUCAACAGAACAUGUCAGCCGAGAACAGGAGCAGCAUCACCGCCAGGCUAGCAGCAGCUCGCACGCUCCACGAGGUCAGCCUGCACGAGUCCAUCAGGUACGCAGGGGGCGACGCGGUGGAGAAGUGGCUCAAUGAGCUGCUCUGCUUGGACUGCCUGAACAUUCCUAGACUCAUCUCCGGUUGUCCUCUUCCACAAACAUGUGACCUAUAUUACGUGAACAGAGAUACCCUGUUUUGCUACCACAAGGCGUCUGAGGCCUUCCUGCAGAGGCUGAUGGCUCUUUAUGUGGCAUCGCACUACAAGAAUUCCCCCAACGACCUGCAGAUGUUGUCUGACGCGCCGGCCCAUCACCUCUUCUGUCUUCUGCCGCCCGUUCCUCCUACGCAAAACUCGCUGCCUGAGGUCCUCGCUGUGGUGCAGGUGUGUCUGGAAGGCGAAAUAUCCCGACAGUCCAUCCUCAACAGCCUUUCCAGAGGGAAGAAAGCCGCAGGUGACCUCAUUCCAUGGACUGUGUCUGAACAGUUCCAAGAUCCAGAGUUUGGCAGCCUGUCUGGAGGCAGAGUGGUGCGAAUUGCAGUCAAUCCUGACUAUCAAAAAAUGGGCUACGGCUCACGAGUGCUCCAGCUGCUGCAGAUGUACUACGAGGGCAAGUUCCCCACCAUGGACGAAAGCACCGUGCCGCAGAACAACGAAAUCACUACCGUCAGCAGCGAGGCCGUCACGCUCCUGGAGGAGGUGGUGACGCCUCGCAAGGAACUCCCGCCGCUGCUCCUCAAGCUGAGCGAGAGGCGAGCGGAGCGACUGGACUAUUUGGGGGUCUCCUACGGACUCACAACUCAGCUGCUCAAGUUUUGGAAGAAAGCAGGUUAUACUCCGGUCUACUUGAGACAAACGCCUAACGACUUAACAGGUGAGCACUCGUGUGUGAUGAUAAAGGAGCUGCACAGUGAGGAGCAGCAAAGCCACUGGUUGUCUGCAUUCUGGAAAGAUUUCCGCAGGCGCUUCCUGUCUCUGCUCUCCUACCAGUUCAGCAACUUCAACCCGAGCCUGGCCCUCAGCAUCCUACAGAACAAAGGCGCCAAGGAGGCCACGGACACUUUGAGCGCCUCGGAGCUGGCAGCUCACUUCAGCCCCUACGACCUCAAGCGUUUGGAGUUGUACUCGCGCAGCAUGGUGGACUACCACCUCAUCAUGGACCUCGUCCCGACCAUGGCGCGUUUGUUUUUCCUCAAGCAGCUGGGUGACGUGUCUUUGUCAGCGGCGCAGUGUGCAAUGCUGUUAGGCGUCGGGCUGCAGCACAAAUCGGUGGAGAAGCUGGAGAAGGAAGUGGAGCUCCCAAGCUCGCAGCUCAUGGGGCUCUUCAACCGCCUCGUGCGCAAAUUUGUGCAAAUUUUUACCAGCAUCCAAGAAAAAGCCAUCGAAGCAGAGAUGGCAACAACAAAAGACGUCACCAUGGAGCCGACUGUCCGAAGCCUUCAAGAUGAUUUGAAUGAGGCGGCAAAGGAGUUUGAGGAGAAACACGAGCAGGAGAAGGCAAAAGUGAAGGAACUCGACCUGGAAGAGUACAAGAUCCGCGGACAUGACGAGGAAUGGGACGAGGUGCUGAAGAAAGCUGGAAACACGGCGAUGGUCAGCAUUAAAAGUGACAAGAAGAGAAAACUUGAGGUCACAAAGGAUGUGGCGAGCAAUGGUGGUCUUCAGCACGGGAAGCAAAAGAAGGACAUGCAGCAUGGAAAAUUCAAGAAGAAAGACAAACGUGGAAAGUUUGGAAAGAAGGCGAUCAAGUAAAUUGAGGAUGAGGUAAAAAGGACUGCAAUGUUUUUGUUUUUUUAAUUGGAGGCAAGAAAUGGACAGAAGUUUAGUUGCUUAUUUUUCUUACAUCACAAUCAUGUGUGCCUAAUAUAUUCAUACAUAGGCAUGUCUACAUUGUUGUAUUCAUUUAAAAUUAUACAAAUCACCACGAGUGUCAAACAACAGUUUCAAGUGUUUUCACUUUUUGUAAUGUUAUAAUUGCUAUGAAAAUGUAAAUAGGUAGUCGUUUUCCCUUUUCUAUAAAGUGAGGUAAGCGGUUGGCUGACACGUCGCUGAAGUUGUCAUUUGAGAACGUGUGGCUGUAUUUGAGUCCACUUGUGCUUCAGUUGUUGCUUGACCG
Messenger RNA from Syngnathus typhle (broad-nosed pipefish), 3605 nucleotides. RefSeq names its product N-acetyltransferase 10 (gene nat10). The transcript has 29 exons. The coding region runs from base 134 to 3241 and encodes 1035 amino acids. Gene Ontology annotation, cellular component: nucleolus; 90S preribosome. Gene Ontology annotation, molecular function: 18S rRNA cytidine N-acetyltransferase activity; tRNA binding; ATP binding. Lineage: Eukaryota; Metazoa; Chordata; Actinopteri; Syngnathiformes; Syngnathidae. The record is from RefSeq and is a predicted model, not a curated record. Gene Ontology annotation, biological process: rRNA acetylation involved in maturation of SSU-rRNA.